Entamoeba dispar SAW760 is the source of this 693-nucleotide messenger RNA. Its product is annotated as 60S ribosomal protein L7, putative. Gene Ontology annotation, biological process: maturation of LSU-rRNA from tricistronic rRNA transcript (SSU-rRNA, 5.8S rRNA, LSU-rRNA). The record is from RefSeq and is a predicted model, not a curated record. Gene Ontology annotation, cellular component: cytosolic large ribosomal subunit. Bases 1 to 693 code for a protein of 230 amino acids. The transcript has a single exon. Gene Ontology annotation, molecular function: structural constituent of ribosome; RNA binding. Lineage: Eukaryota; Evosea; Mastigamoebida; Endamoebidae.
AUGAGUGCUAAAGUUGCCACUGCUGUUCAAAGAGAAACUUGCACAAAAACUGUUUGCCCAUGCAAAGCUAGAUGUCAAGCAUUCAGAGCUGAAGUUAUCAAAAGAACUAUUAAAAAUCAUAAAGACAUUGAAGCCACUAAGAAAGCAGUUUAUGUUGCUAAGAGAAAUGCUGAAAUUAAUGGUGAUUUAUAUGCUGAAGCUGAUCCAAAAUUAAUUGUUGCCAUUAGAAUUAGAGGUAUUAAUGGAGUUUCACCAAAGAUUAAGAAAAUCCUUAAACUCCUUAGAUUAAGACAAAUUAACAAUGCCGUCUUCAUUAAGGCAAAUGCAUCAACUAUUAAGAUGUUAAGACUUGUUGACCCAUAUGUUACUUAUGGUUAUCCAACUUUAGAAACUGUACAAAAACUCAUUUACAAACGUGGAGCUCUUAAAAUUAAUGGAAAUAGAAUGCCAAUUACUUCUAACUGUAUGAUUAAGAAAGCUCUUGGAGAUAAAGAUAUUGUCUGUGUUGAUGAUCUCGUUCAUGAAAUUUACACUGUUGGAAAGCACUUUAAGGAAGUUAACAAUAAACUUGCUCCAUUUAAAUUAAACGGUGCUAAAAUCGCUGAAAAGAAUAAGAAGAUUCAUUUCAUUCUCGGAGGAGGAUUUGGAAAUCGUGAAUUACUCAUUAAUAAACUCAUUGCUAAAAUGAAUUAA